Messenger RNA from Pyricularia pennisetigena, 1098 nucleotides. RefSeq lists its product as uncharacterized. The record is from RefSeq and is a predicted model, not a curated record. Lineage: Eukaryota; Fungi; Ascomycota; Sordariomycetes; Magnaporthales; Pyriculariaceae. The transcript has 3 exons. Bases 1 to 1098 code for a protein of 365 amino acids.
AUGCCAUCUCCUGUCAGACUCGUUCAGGCUCUGCUGCUACUCCUGACAAGCAGCAAUGGCGCCCUGGCCGUCGAACAGACGGCCGCCUGGGUCAGCGUCGACGAGUCCGGCGCCCCCAAGACGUUGACCCCGGUGCUGAGUACCGCCAACGGCCUUCCGACCAUCGUGUCCAAUGCUGCGCCGCACGAGAUCACCGCCACUGUGUUUACCAAGACGCAACAUGGAUACAUCUCUACUAGCACCGGCUCUCCGAGCGUCUACAGCGCCACCUCUGGCGGCUCCAACGGCCAAGGUGCGUUCCCGCUCUGCAAGGCUGCAGCAGAGGCCAAGACGCCGCUCUGUCUGCCCAAGGACGGAUCCAUCUUGAACCCCGGAAUCACCUACUAUGUAACGUGGGACCCAACCUUCCUCAAAAACGCCACCAACACCACCGUGUCCAUCACGACGACCUACUACAACAUGACUACGGCCCUCCUGAUGAACGAGACCAUCACCCCCUCGCCAUCCGAGGAGCACGCGAUUCCCUUCUCGCGCGGCUUCUAUGCAUGGCCGGUGGGGUGGCAGAUCCUGCAGCCGGGCCGGCCCGAGAUGAACGUGACACUCACGCUGACCACGACGACGCGCCACUUCAACACCACCACCGUGGAGGAGCACCGGGGCCCCGUAGUGCUGGUCGAGAAGGAAAAGCCAUUCAAGCAGCCCGACACCCCGACGCCCGCCGGGCCCGAGAUCUACAUUGGCCUGCCCGUCAUCCUGGGCUUCGUGCUGCUCAUGGUGUUUGGAACCUGCGUCUGGAACCGCGACGCCCGCCGCAUCGACCUCGGCGCCCUUGUCGCCCGCAGUCGCCGCGGUCGCUCCGAGCGCGGCCGUGGUCGGUACCAGCGUCUUGGUGGUGACAACAACGGCGAUGACGACGAUGGCGCUUCGCGCGCCGGUCGCUCAGGUAGGCGGCAGAAGAAGGAGUCGAUCCGGCUCGCAGAGUACGACGACGGCGAGGAGCUGGAGUCGGGCCGCUUCGGGCGGCGCGACAGCGUCGACUCGCUCGGCAGCUUGGCUGGUAGCCCUGCGCGCCAACCGCGCAAGAGGCAUGGGGACUGA